AUGGUAGCAGUCCAGCAAAGUGGGAGCCUAGAUGCAAUGGAUGAUGAUGCUCACGAUAAGCUACAUGGGUUGCUACACCGGUACUCCGAAGCUGUCGAUAACCUAGAAAAGAUGAACCUUCGACCACUGAUGCCCUCGCCACCCCUCCCAGCGCAGCGAGAUGGCGACAUCGAAGCAAAGCCCGUAGAACUGGAACCGGAGCCCGUCCCAUUCGAACGUGUCGGAGUCCUGACUCCCCGACCGCCUAAAUCCCUGGAAAAGGUACGAGGUGCCAUGGCCGAAUAUCUCAACUUCACCCUGAGCACCAUCAUCCAAUUGAUCUUCGCUGGAAGCAUGGGCGCCGCGUUGGUAGUCCCCAUGCUCAUCAUGGUUUUACACCCCUCAACCAAGAACAGCCUGAUAGUGACCUGCGUGUUUGUAUUUGCUUUUGCUUCGUCGCUCGUGCUGUUCAAUAUCAUCGCAUACCUGGCUAGAGGCUUGCUUGCACCACUAGGCAUCGGCGCGAAUGCACUUGAUGGGUCGGUUUUGCAGGUGAAGGAUAUUGUUGGUGCUACGGCGGCAUAUGCGGCUGUGCUUGUUGUGUUCGUGGGCACGAGCAUAUCGAUCCAUUGA
Recurvomyces mirabilis is the source of this 612-nucleotide messenger RNA. RefSeq lists its product as uncharacterized. The transcript has 2 exons. The record is from RefSeq and is a predicted model, not a curated record. Lineage: Eukaryota; Fungi; Ascomycota; Dothideomycetes; Mycosphaerellales; Teratosphaeriaceae. The coding region runs from base 1 to 612 and encodes 203 amino acids.